This is a messenger RNA of Phymastichus coffea, 3649 nucleotides long. It is a transcript of the gene Oamb, whose product is annotated as octopamine receptor Oamb. NCBI's taxonomy places the organism in Eukaryota, Metazoa, Arthropoda, Insecta, Hymenoptera, Eulophidae. Gene Ontology annotation, molecular function: G protein-coupled amine receptor activity. The transcript has 11 exons. Gene Ontology annotation, cellular component: membrane. The record is from RefSeq and is a predicted model, not a curated record. The coding region runs from base 1163 to 2920 and encodes 585 amino acids. Gene Ontology annotation, biological process: adenylate cyclase-activating adrenergic receptor signaling pathway.
UCUCUUUUUUCACUCUAUAUCAGUGGCAACUUCUAUCCCGAACAACCUGUUCGUCGCCUUUAGUCAGUGUUCACCGCCUUGUUAUUUUUACUGUCUCUCGAUCUCAUUUUGUUCGCUCGUCCGCGAGCACUGUGAUUUUUUUUUUUUUCUCUUUCGUUCCUUUCGGUCAAACAUUUUUUUUUCGUUCUGGUGAAUCGAACGAGUCUGUGAAAAAUAAAGAAACAUGCAUCGUCGGCUGGAGCAACUUGUAGCGCAGUAAUUGCCUGGCCAUUCAUACGUUUGGCAGCGGCGGAGCACGCGGUGCUCGCUCGCACUCAUCCGCCCGCGGCUGUGUGAGCGGCCUGAUCCCGAUCCCUUUCAGGCUCGAAAGAGAGAGAGAGAGAGAGAGAGAGAGAGAGAGAAGGGCUUUUAGCCCGCCAACUCGCCGACGUGAUGUAGCCUCGAUGCCGCUACCAGCACCACUUCAGCCCUAAAAACCUCGGGAUUUUUUCCAGCCGCGCUAUUCACGAUACCGUUAAAAAUGGAGGAGAGCGAGAGAAAGAGGUAUGAGGGCGAAAGCCGUAGUCGAAGUAUGUCAUCAGCAGGUUGGAAUAAUCAUCGCUCAAUCGGCGUAGCCAAAUGGUCGACGUCAUCGUGCACGAGAGCCUCGGGGUUACUGACACGUUGCAGCCUAUUAAUCGCCUGUCGAAGAAAGUGCCGACGAGCUGAAAAUGCGCGCGACAGAAGGAACCCCAGGGACUUUGGCGCAUGAGAAAGCGAUCGCGAGGACAGGUGUUGGUGUCGAGUCAGUGUCGUUUAGCGCGAGGCUUGAGUUGCGCCGAAAAAUUAGCCAAACGCGGCGCAACGCGAGAAGCUCGGCGGAGAUAAAAGAAACGAGCGGCAGAGCAGGACGUAAAGUGAGCAAGUGUCGGUGGGGUGAAGCAAGAGAAAAAGCUAGCCCAUAAGAAGCGGUGUUAAAUAAGCGACCGAGCGAGCGGAGAAAAAAGAAGAUUCGGCAGCUAAAGUUCGAUAUCCACGUAGUGCGGAGUUAUAUGUGAACGACGCUCGAACUUGCGCGCGCACUGUGAUCUGUGAUUUGUGUUAUUGUUAGGAGAUAUGCGGGCGGAAUAAUAGGUUUGACGCGAGUAUUCAUAGUCGAAGGACGAGAGGCGGCUUUUUAAAAAUGAUGAGAAAAAUGAAUAAAACUCUCUGCCUAGAGAUGGGACAGAGUGUGUACUGGGGUGGCGCCGGCAACGUCACGAUUUUCACCAUACUUGCUUUCAUCGACAUGAUAGUUAUCUUCGGUAACAUCCUCAUAAUCGCUGCCGUCUACCACAGUAUCAAGCUCAGGAACGUCACCAAUCUGUUCAUCGUCAGCCUCGCGUGCGCUGACUUGAUGGUUGGUGUUGCUGUUUUACCCUUCAGUGCCACUAUGGAGGUUUUGAAGGUCAGUUCAGACAUCAAGGUGUGGAUCUUCGGUGAUAUCUGGUGCUCGAUGUGGUUAGCAGUGGACGUGUGGAUGUGCACGGCAUCGAUAUUGAACCUGUGCGCAAUAAGUCUCGACCGCUAUCUCGCCGUGACGCGGCCCAUCAAGUAUCCUACGAUAAUGUCACCAAAGCGAGCUAAGUUGCUGGUGGCUAUAGUCUGGGUGCUCAGCUUUAUCAUCUGUUUUCCACCUCUGGUUGGCCAGGGACCUAGGACAGAAUUGCAGGACAACUCCACGGCGCCGAUAUCGAGCGACAUGGAAAGCAAUUCUACGCAAUGGUUCAACAAUAUGACAGUUCACUUAAUGGAGGAGUUCAUGCUUUGUCCAUGGACGUGCGAGCUCACCAGCGACACAAGUUACGUUAUUUACAGUGCUCUCGGAUCCUUUUACAUACCGACACUGGUCAUGUUAUUUUUUUAUUGGCGUAUCUACCUCGCGGCUGCGUCGACUACUAAAGCCAUAAAUCGCGGCUUUCGUACGACAAAAAGCACCAAAUCGUCGGGAUCCCAGCCCGACGAGCAGCGGCUGACCCUGAGAAUACACAGGGGCAGAGGGACGAGUGAUCAUAACGGGAGCAACGGUAGCCCCAGAGAAAGCGAUUCACGGAGUCCCUCGAAGCGCGAUCGCAUCAAGAUCUCGGUUUCUUAUCCGAGCACCGAAACUCUCAACACCAAGUGCAACAACUCGCUUGAAAGGACACCCUCGAAGUGCUCUCAAGUGUCCGUACACUAUGCCAACGGCCAGACCCAGAGCCAACUCUGUCCCUCUUCCAAAUCCACACACUUGAAGGUCGGCGUUGCCGGCAGUGUCGGCCGAGCUGGAAGCGCUAGGAGGGCUUCGAGGCGCAGCAGCUGCGAGAGCCAAGCGGCCGGGGACGCGGUCUCGCUGCGCGAAUCGGCCCCAGGCAGCAACGAGGAGAAACCCCGUGUUAUGAAAAUGGGCAAGCGCAAUAUAAAGGCCCAGGUGAAGCGAAUCCGAAUGGAGACGAAGGCUGCCAAAACCCUGGGAAUCAUCGUCGGUGGCUUCAUAAUGUGCUGGCUGCCGUUCUUUACGGUCUACGUGGUGCAGGGCUUCUGCGGCGACUGCGUGAACAAGGUCGUCUUCAGCGUUCUAUUCUGGCUCGGCUACUGCAAUUCCGCGAUAAAUCCGUGCAUCUACGCCCUCUUCAGCAAGGAGUUCCGCUUCGCCUUCAAGAAGAUCAUUUGCAAUUGCUUCUUCAAGCAGCGUGCGAAUACGCUGCGACGUGGUAGCGACGGUAGCCAAUUGACCACGAGAUUUGGUUUUUCAGGAACGACGGGCGACAGCCGGGCAGCCGUGGUGCGCGGCGCGGUCCGUCGCCGGGCUUUUCGCUCGAAGACUCCGACGGCCUCGGGUCCGAAGCCGGCCUCGUCAGCUCGCAGAGCGACUCCAGAUGACUGUAGCACUUCGGGCUCGGCGCGCAGUGCCUCACCCUGAACGUGCUCUCCGUGGCCGACGCGACUGCCAGCCUGCAGCCGCCGCCGACGCCGGGCGAGCACGCGCGUAGGGUCUCCUUCGGGGCCGUCGAGACGCGACUCGACGAUCAGCAGGUCGAGCGCCGAGCCCUCGUCGACAACGACGACGAAGAUGACGAAGACGACGACGACGAUGACGACCAAUCCGAGCACGGGGCGCCACCGCCGGAGUUCAACGUCGCUGGCAAGCUGCUUCAAGCCUUCGCCAGCGUUUCAGGUGCGCCAAUUUUGAACAGUCAGCCGGAACCACCUUCUUAAUCAAAUGUACAAUCAUAUGUUGAAUCGAAGACUUUUAAAAACAAGAUCUGCAAAAAACCAGCAGAAGUGCAUAAAUAAUAGAUCGAAAGUUGAAAAUGUUGUCUCAAUGUUUACACGCGCGUAUAACCUAAGCACAAGCGUAUACACAGGACAUAUGUCGAACAAAAGUAUAUACAUAAACUCAUGAAUAUACGUAAAUAUUAUAAGAAUAACGUUAUAUACCGAAGUGUUUGAUUUUUCACGCAUUCACGUAUGUUUCUCUAACAAGGGGAGGCAGGGAGGUGUCCCUCUCCGAUUCUUGAAACUUUGCACAUUAAUAGAUUUUAUCGAACAAUAUUAAUUACGAGUUUCUUUCAGCUGCUGAUACGAUAGCUAAGGGGGUGAAAACCACCCCUAAUGCUUACCCCUAAAUAUCGCCAUUAAAAUACUUUUA